UCGAUCAGAGCUAAAAGAGAGGAAGUGUGAAUUUCUAAGAAAGGCUAUGUGAUGGGGGCAAAAGUAUAAAGAAUAACAGCUGUGAGGUGUGGCACCCCCAGGCAAUUUCAAUGUCUCUUAUGCCGGCUUGAAGAUGGCGCAUGGAUAAUGUGAGGUCACAAGGAGGUCCCAGCUUUGGACGACAGAAGGCUGAGCAACAGGAGAUUCACUGAUGGGGAAGGCGAGCCGAGUUGUGGCCAUCUCUGCUCUGACAUGUCUGUCUCGGAUUCCUCAGGUGACGCCGCAGGAGAGCUGUUCAGGCACUGACCACUGCUUUAGCCAAAACUGGGUCCAUCUCUGGUACAUCUGGCUUGUGGUUGUGAUGGUUGGGCUCCUCCUCCUCUGCGGCCUCGUCUCUGUCUGUGUGAGGUACUGCUGUCUUCACUGCCACCCAGCCGGGGAAGACGCCAAUUCCCAGCCCUAUGAGGUCACAGUCAUCGCAUUUGAUCAUGACAGCACCCUUCAAAGCACCGUCACUUCCUUCCACUCGGUGUUUGGUCCAGCCGCUAGAAGAACGCUUGCAGUAGCUCAUUCCCACAGCGUUCUCCCAGCGAUACAUUACCCUGCUGGGAUGGAGACACCCCCCAUUUACGAGGAGGCUGUGCACAUGAGUAGAUUCAGAGUGGCUAGAAGUGGAGAACCAGCCCCAGAGCCACAGCCGGAGGAGAAACAGUCGGUGGAUGCCGAGAAAGGACAACAAUCAGAUCAACCAUAA
This is a messenger RNA of Zootoca vivipara (common lizard), 754 nucleotides long. RefSeq names its product transmembrane protein 52B (gene TMEM52B). Lineage: Eukaryota; Metazoa; Chordata; Lepidosauria; Squamata; Lacertidae. The record is from RefSeq and is a predicted model, not a curated record.